CACCCUAAUCAAUGUAAAACUAUCUUCAAGAGAGAAUUUGUUCUGGCUGAAGAAUCAGUCACUGGAAAUGUUUGAAUAAGAGCCGGAGGUAAGGAUUACUCUCCUACAGAUCUGCUAAGGUGUAUUCCGUUAUGCACUGUAAACAUCCAACAUGGAGGCGAUUCGGAGGUCAAAACUCCACCUUCUUGAAUGGUUAAUGGCAGACCCUGACUUUAUCUUACAAGCGGUUCAGCAAGAUGGGCUUCUUACUCAACGACAGUACCUGAAGCUGAAAUCAGAGUCGGAUCCUGAAAAGCAGAUUAUAAACCUUCUUGAUAGCGUGAUGGGGAAAGGCCAGCACUUUUGUGAGAAGUUCAUUUCCAUUCUGCAAAAAGAUGAGGUACAGGAUACCUAUCCUAACCUGCGAAUGUGGGACUCACCCAGACACCCAGAAACACCAUCAGUUGCCAGCUCCUGUGGACGGUCGGUUAUAGCUAAUGUUGAAGCAGGUGGAGGUUCCACAGUUGUUUGUCCUGUCAUCCAGGGUAGUACAGGCAGCAUCAGCUUCUCUGUGAAUGUCGACUCAGGGCCCAGUGGCAAUAGCAGGGCAAACAAGCACAUGUCUUUAGAUUCCCGGGUAAAAGAACUGGAGGACAAAGUGCAAGACAAGCAGCAGUUUUUGAAAAGGAAUUGGGCAAACCUGGUUCAAAAAAUAAAAUGUGUUGAUGACCUAGCUGAUGAAAUGAGGGGGAACAGGCUCAACAGCGAAAUGUAUUCCCUAAUCAUGGCUUGCAACACACCUGAAAACAAGAUGAGGAAACUUCUGGAGUACACAAUCACGACUAAAACGGCUUCUGAGCAUCUGUUCACAAAACUGUGCAGGUCACAAUAUUACAUCAUGCAGGAUCUCAUCUCGUAAAGCAAAUACCACCUUCCCUCAAAACCUUAUUAAAAUCAAUG
Messenger RNA from Callorhinchus milii (elephant shark), 939 nucleotides. RefSeq lists its product as uncharacterized. The record is from RefSeq and is marked predicted. Gene Ontology annotation, biological process: innate immune response; inflammatory response; regulation of apoptotic process. Lineage: Eukaryota; Metazoa; Chordata; Chondrichthyes; Chimaeriformes; Callorhinchidae.